CACAUGCAUCAUCAUCACCACCGAGAACGACCAGAUCACGACUACGCCGAUGACGUCAUCACGGUGCAGGGCGUCCAGCCGCACCACAAGACUAGCUACCUGGAGACGAUGAUGCACCUGUUCAAAGGGAACAUUGGCACCGGCUGCUACGCAAUGGGAGACGCGUUCAAAAAUGGGGGCCUCUUGUUUGGAACCAUUGUCACGCUUCUGCUCGGCUUCGUGUGCGUUCACUGCCAGCACGUACUGAUCAACUGCGCGAAUCUUAUGCAGGAUCGGUGCCGGCGAGAGCGCUAUGAGAAGCGCCACAUGACGCGUAAUAAUAGCGGCGUGUUGGGGCCACCGCCACCCGAGCCACACGAGCCACCGCCGGAUUUCGCCGAUACCGUCGGGCUGUGUUUCCGGUAUGGCCCACAAGCCACCUGUCACUGGGCCGCCACAAUGCGUCGCACCGUCAACGUGUUCAUCUGCGUGACCCAGCUCGGGUUCUGCUGCAUCUACUUCGUGUUCAUCAGCUCCAACUUUAAGCAGAUCGCCGAUCGAUACGGACUGGUUCUCGACGUGCGCCUCAUCAUGGCGCUGCUGCUCGUCCCGGUCGUCCUGACAUCGAUAAUCACCAAGUUGAAGUUCUUGUCGUAUUGCUCGCUGGCCGCCAACGUACUGAUGACGAUCGGCAUCGGCAUCACGUUCUACUACGCGCUCAAGGAUCCGCUGCCGCCGGUAGCUGAGCGUCGCCUGAUAGGCAGCCCCGAGCAGUUGCCGCUUUUUUUUGGGACAGCCAUCUUCGCAUUCGAGGGCAUCGCCCUCGUCCUGCCGCUCCAGAACGAGAUGAAGUACCCAGCCGAUUUCAGUAAACCGUUCGGGGUGCUGAACCUAGGGAUGGUGUUCAUUGUGUCGCUCUUCAGCACGUUCGGCUUCGUUGGCUACCUGCGCUGGGGCGACGCAGUGGAGGGCACCAUGACACUUAACUUGCCCGACGGCGAGCUACUGGCCGAAAGUGUGAAGCUGAUGAUCUCGACCGGAGUGCUGCUCGGGUUCGCAUUGCAGUUCUUCGUCGCUAUUAUGAUCAUGUGGCCGAUGGUGGGAUGUCGCUGGACAUACGCCUCUCGGCACCCGGUCAAGGCCGAAAUGAUGUUCCGCGUAGUAAUGGUGCUGAUCACCUUUGUCAUCGCCGAGUGUGUCCCGAAGCUGAGCCUGUUCAUUUCGCUGAUUGGGGCGUUCUGCUCGUCCGCGUUGGCCCUCAUUAUACCGCCGAUCAUCGAGCUGAUCGUGGAGUUCAGCGGCGUAAGCUCCCGAACGCCCUACGCUCGUGGCUUGCUGGUGCUGAAGAACGGCUGCAUCCUCCUGAUCGCCCUGGUUGGCUUCGGUACCGGCACCUACGAAAGUGUGUCGAAGAUCAUUCAAGAGUUCUAG
Anopheles bellator is the source of this 1410-nucleotide messenger RNA. Its product is annotated as proton-coupled amino acid transporter-like protein CG1139. The record is from RefSeq and is a predicted model, not a curated record. Gene Ontology annotation, biological process: amino acid transmembrane transport. The transcript has 3 exons. Gene Ontology annotation, molecular function: amino acid transmembrane transporter activity. Gene Ontology annotation, cellular component: vacuolar membrane. Bases 4 to 1410 code for a protein of 468 amino acids. Lineage: Eukaryota; Metazoa; Arthropoda; Insecta; Diptera; Culicidae.